This is a messenger RNA of Quercus robur (English oak), 4272 nucleotides long. Its product is annotated as nuclear pore complex protein NUP133. The coding region runs from base 118 to 4089 and encodes 1323 amino acids. Gene Ontology annotation, biological process: protein import into nucleus; transcription-dependent tethering of RNA polymerase II gene DNA at nuclear periphery; poly(A)+ mRNA export from nucleus. Gene Ontology annotation, molecular function: structural constituent of nuclear pore; protein binding. Gene Ontology annotation, cellular component: nuclear pore outer ring. The record is from RefSeq and is a predicted model, not a curated record. The transcript has 8 exons. NCBI's taxonomy places the organism in Eukaryota, Viridiplantae, Streptophyta, Magnoliopsida, Fagales, Fagaceae.
UCUUCUCACUAAAAUGACUUUAUUUUUUUACCACUCUAUCACUCUCUCAAAUUUCAAAAUUUCAAAAAUCCAUAAACCCUAAACCCCUCUCUCUCUCUCUCUCACUCUCACUCUCAAAUGUUCUCUCCGGGAACAAAGAGAGGCAAUUUGAGCUCGAAAAGAGAGCGAAAUGUAGUGCAGAAGAGUCUGCUCCCUAAAAUCGAAUCUCCGAUCACUCCUCACCGCCGACCCCUUAUUGACAAUUCCGUUCCGGAUCGCCCCUCCACCGGCACCCCUGCUCCUUGGGCUCCUCGCCUUUCCGUCUUCGCCAGAAUUCCAGCAGUGAACAGAAGUGAUAAUGCAGAUGCUAUCAAGCCUGUAUAUGUUGGAGAGUUCCCUCAAGUGGUUCGCGAUGAACAGGCCAGUUGGCUGCAACAGCGUGUUCCUGAUGAUGCAUGUAUAUCUGGUGGAAUGGAAAAGGGAACAUCUCUUGCUUGGAUUAUCUGUGGAAAUAGACUCUUCAUUUGGAGUUACUUAUCACCUGCAGCUUCAACAAAAUGCAUUGUUCUUGAACUUCCUUCAGAUGUAUCAGAAAAUGGAAGCAUUGGCAGUAAUGACCGGAACAGUUGGUUGCUUUGUGUUGUCAAUUGGGAUAGCACAUCUAGGAGAACAAAGAAAGUUGUGAAACAUUGCAACUCUGCUGGUAUUGUUUUGUGUAACCAAAAAACUCGAGCGAUUAUAUACUGGCCUGACAUCUAUUCUGAAGGGAGAACUGAUCCUAUUACCAGUUUUGCAUCUUCUGAUGAAUUGGAAGUGACUUCUUCACUUGUUGAUGGAAAGGCCACCCCAAACAGGCACAAACAACCUAUUAGGCUUGGAAGUAGUUUGGCUGGAUCAAGUACACUGAGCUCUUUGAUUGCUUCUGCAGUCCCUAAUUCCCAGCACAUCUGUGUUGCCUUUGCAUGUGGUUCAAAUGGUGAGCUUUGGCAGUUUUACUGCAGUCCCACUGGCAUUCACUGUAAGAAAGUAUAUGACAAUAUACUGAACUUAUCCUCUCAAGUGGGUGAUAGUGGUCAACUUAUAGAGAGCAAGGGGUAUCCAAGGUCACUAACUUGGCGUUUUUCACAUGUUUCUCCUGAGGAAUCUAAUAGACAGUUUUAUCUGUUGACUGAUCAUGAGAUACACUGUUUCAGUGUUAAUCUGAAUCCUGAAAUACACAUUUCAAAGCUCUGGUCCCAUGAAAUUAUUAGCACAGAUGGUGAUUUGGGGAUUAAGAAGGAUCUAGCUGGUCAGAAGCGAAUAUGGCCUCUUGAUGUGCAGGUAGAUGAUCACGGAAAAGUGAUUACCAUUCUGGUUGCCACCUUCUGUAAGGACCGGGCUAGUGGUUCAAGCUACACACAGUAUUCUCUUCUAACCAUGCAGUAUAAAUCUGGGAUGAGUAUAGAGCCAACACAUGAAAGAGUUCUAGAGAAAAAAGCUCCUAUCCAGGUAAUAAUCCCAAAAGCAAGAGUAGAGGAUGAGGAUUUCUUGUUCUCCAUGAGACUUCGGGUAGGGGGCAAGCCUUCAGGAUCAGCAAUCAUACUGUCAGGUGAUGGAACGGCAACAGUAUCUCAUUAUUAUCGAAAUGCAACAAAGCUCUAUCAAUUUGACCUGCCUUAUGACGCUGGAAAAGUUUUAGAUGCUUCAGUUCUUCCUUCUUCGGAUGAUGUUGAAGAAGGGGCGUGGGUUGUAUUGACUGAGAAAGCAGGAAUAUGGGCAAUACCUGAAAAGGCUGUUGUACUUGGUGGAGUUGAACCGCCUGAACGAAGCUUGUCACGUAAGGGGAGCUCAAAUGAAGGAUCUACACAAGAAGAAAGAAGAAACCUCACAUUUGCGGCUGAUAUUGCUCCUAGAAGGGCAAGUUCUGAAGCAUGGGAUGCUGGAGAAAGACAAGCUGGGGGUUUUACUGGGAUUGCACGUCGAACUGGCCAAGAUGAAGAAUCAGAAGCUCUGCUGAGUCAUCUUUUCCAUGAUUUUCUAUCAUCUGGGCAGGUUGAUAGCUUGCUGGAAAAGCUAAAAAGUUCUGGGGCAUUUGAAAGGGAUGGGGAAACAAAUGUUUUUGCGCGGAUGAGCAAAUCAAUUGUAGACACCUUAGCUAAACACUGGACAACAACCAGAGGUGCUGAGAUUUUGGCUAUGGCUGUUGUGUCUACCCAACUCAUGGACAAGCAGCAGAAGCAUACAAAAUUUCUCCAGUUUCUUGCGUUAUCCAAAUGCCAUGAGGAGCUGUGUUCUAGACAGAGAUAUUCCUUGCAAAUUAUCUUGGAACAUGGUGAAAAGCUAGCUGGGAUGAUUCAACUGAGAGAACUGCAAAAUGUGAUUAGCCAGAACCGUUCAAUUGGAGUUGGCUCCUCCCAUUCUAGUGCAGAAAUUCAAAUGUCAGGUGCUCUUUGGGAUCUUAUUCAAUUAGUUGGGGAGAGAGCUCGCCGAAAUACUGUUCUUCUGAUGGACAGAGAUAAUGCCGAGGUAUUCUACAGUAAGGUUUCUGAUCUUGAAGACAUAUUUUAUUGCCUAGACAGACAUCUUGAUUAUGUAAUAAGUAUAGAGCAGCCGCUUGGCAUUCAGAUCCACAGAGCUUGUGAGCUCUCAAAUGCUUGUGUUACUAUAAUUCACGAGGCCAUGCACUACAGAAAUGAUAAUCACUUGUGGUAUCCACCACCUGAGCACUUGACACCAUGGUAUUGUCAACCUGUAGUACGUAAUGGGCUUUGGAGCAUUGCUUCCUAUAUGCUUCAGCUAUUCAAUGAAGCAUCUGGAAUUGAUAUGUCUGCAAAAUCUGAUUUAUAUACUCAUCUGGAAGUACUGACCGAAGUUCUACUAGAGGCAUAUGCUGGUGCUGUCACAGCCAAGGUCGACCGUGGUGAAGGACACAAAGGUCUAUUAGAUGAGUAUUGGAAUAGGAGGGAUACACUCCUUGAUUCCCUUUAUAAGCAGGUCCUAGAUUAUGUCGAAGGCAGGCAUCGGGAUCUAAAUGAAGACGAGAAAAAGGAAGAAAUCCUUCGGAAGCUUUCUUCACGUUUGCUGUCCAUUGCAAAACGGCAUGAAUGCUACCGAGCUAUGUGGAGAAUAUGCUGUGACCUCAAUGAUUCAGUCCUGCUUAGAAAUCUUAUGCAUGAGAGCAUGGGACCUAAUGGAGGAUUCAGUUACUUUGUCUUUAAACAACUGUAUGAGCAGAGACAGUUUUCUAAGCUUUUAAGACUUGGGGAAGAGUUCCCAGAAGAGCUAUCUAUCUUUUUAAGACAGCAUGAGGAGCUUCUCUGGCUUCAUGAAGUGUUCCUAAAUCAAUUUUCGUCAGCUUCAGAAAUUCUUCAUACGCUAGCUCUCUCUCAUGAUGAGAGCUCUAUUUCAGCCACUGAAGUGGGGGCAGACCCUGAAAGUAUGAAUUUGGAACCAACAUUGGCAGACAGAAAGCGCUUUUUAAAUCUCUCAAAGAUAGCUGCAAGGGCAGCACCAGGUAAGAAUGCUGAUUCUGAGACGAAGUUAAAGCGCAUUGAGGCUGAUUUGAAAAUUCUGAAAUUGCAGGAAGAAAUAAUACAACUCCUCCCUCCUGACGAAGAGAAGCAAUGUGUUGAAAGGUGUCUCCUCCGUCCAGAAGGGCUUAUUAAGCUGUGCCUCAAAGGUCAAAAUGCAAAGCUCUCCUUGUGUGCCUUCGAUGUGUUUGCAUGGACCAGCUCCUCUUUUCGUAAGACCCACAGAAAUCUUUUGGAGGAGUGCUGGAAGAAUGCUGCCGAUCAGGAUGAUUGGAAUGAACUCUUUCAAGAAUCUACAGCUCAAGGGUGGAGUGACGAGGAAACGUUGCAGAAUCUGAGGGAAACUGUGCUCUUCCAGGCUUCCAGUAGAUGUUAUGGACUCGAUGCAGAAACUUUUGGAGAAGGCUUUGAUGAAGUUUUGCCUCUUAGACUAGAAAAUGUGGAGCCUCCAGUUUUUAGGGAUUCAAUUUCUUCAGUGGAGUCAAUACUGAUGCAGCAUAAGGAUUUCCCAGAGGCAGGCAAACUAAUGCUGACUUCUAUCAUGUUGGGGAGUGUUCAUGAUGAUACCAGACUAGAAGAGGGUCCUUCCCCAAUGGAAUAAUAUUGUUAAGAACGAUAAUUGUUAAUUGUCAGAAUAUUUUGUUAGGUCUAAUACAACUAACAAUCUUGUUGAUGUUUUGCUUUUCUUUUUCUUUUAUUUUUUUUAUUUACUACAAAGCAGGUAUUUUUACUCUUCUGAGUGGAAUAGCUGCCUCCUUCGAUAAGAAAAUACAUGUUUCUGUUU